Molecule: messenger RNA, 1508 nt
Organism: Paramacrobiotus metropolitanus
Lineage: Eukaryota; Metazoa; Tardigrada; Eutardigrada; Parachela; Macrobiotidae
Product: cysteine-rich hydrophobic domain-containing protein 2-like
Exons: 4
Coding region: 514-1101 (195 amino acids)
Source: RefSeq, a predicted model, not a curated record
CAAACUGGGUUUAAACGCUCUUUACAUAAAAUAGAAUAGUUUCCUUUUAAUUUUACAUGUUGAUGUGUUCGUGAAAUCGAAAUUCUUAAUCUGGUUUUUAGAGUCAUCGUUUUGUUUCUUGUUUUUUAAGAUUUCUUCGUUCUUCUUCUUAACCUGCACAGCACAUGUGAUUUGUUAAGGGAAGGUUUUGGAUGACAUGAAAUACCAUGAUGCGUCUGCCAAGCGUCGGACUUUGCAGCUGAUGUAUGACUGAUUAGUGAUUACCAAGAUGGUAAUUCUGUGCACUCUGUGGUCUUAAAUUCCGGAUUUAUAAUUUUUAUUGUUUAUUUUGUUUUGAAUAAUUUAUACUGGUAUUGCUACACUGGUAAGCUUUCCGUGCUCUCUUCUUCUGGCGACCAGUUGUGAUACUGAAUGAUCUCGAUGGUGCAGCAGAACACAGCAGUUCUGCUGGGGAAAUUGUACGUUUGGCAAAGAAUUCAUUGUGAUCGGGGCUAAUUUGUUUGUUGAUGGGUUAUGGACGCCAUGGAUGACAUGAUCUAUGAAGAGCACGAGAUUGAUGCCAUUCAGCCCGUCGAGGAAUCCCCUCGUGAUAAUCCUCCACUGCACAUCGCACCCGAACCCAUUGUUGUGAGAGGAACGGGCAACUUGACAAUAUUUGGAUUAAAUAAUCGAUUUGAUACGGACUUUCAGACUGCUCUUACCAGCAAGGUAGCGCCUGAAGAGUACAAAGCGACAAUCUGUCGCAUAAACAAUAUCCUCCAUCGUGCCCUUCCCAACAGUGUUAAAUGGUUAAUCUGUGGUUGCUUCUGCUGUUUCUGUACACUGGGAUGCUCCCUGUGGCCCGUGAUAUGUUUACGGAGACGGACGCGUACCAUGAUCGAGAAGGCUCUGGAUUACGAAAAUCAGCGUCUUUAUAAUCGAUUAGGCCUCCACUGGCGUCUGACCAAACAGAAACGCGAUGCCACGGGAAUGAUCGAAUACGUAAGUCGCUUCCGAUUAACACGAUGCACACUUGUACCGGUUGAUGCGUACGACAUGGGAUCGGUUGACAUGGUCCAUCCAUCCAUCCCCGGCAUCCGCAUUCAAAUUACACACAAUUAGCUGACGCUAUGCACGCCCACGUGCUACGUGCCUCUUCUCAUAAAUUCCGAUUACAGAAAUUAGGAAAACAAGAUUAAAUGCGGAUCUUAACGGUGCUGUGAUGAAAACGACAAAUCGUUUAAUUCUAUGGCUUUUGUUUCACUUCGAGUUCUACAUGGGAUCUAUAUUGAAUUGAAAAUUUUGAAUAGCAUUGAAUUUUGAAAACAUUUUUGUCUUGUAUCUUCCAGUGAAAUUUCGGCUGCAAAGAGAAUUUCUCACAUGUCACAAUGCAUUAAUGGAGUGUGCAGUUACUGUGUGUUGUGGGUGGAAUUAAGUGAUAGAUUUUUAGCUGGCAUUCCAGUUGUUUAAUUUUGAUAAUAUGUAUGUGAUAAGCGUAGUGCAAAAAUUUAAAUUCAUUGAAACGUGUU